GAGCAGAGGACGAGCCGGGACGCGGCGCCGCGGCACUAGGGCGCGCAGCCGGGCCGGCCCGACCCCACCGGCCACACGGUGGAGUCACUGGAAGCCCAACCCCACCGGCAGCCUGAGGCCGCGGUUCCCCAGGGUUUCCGCUCCGCACCUGGAUCUAUGUCUAAGUUGUAACUCUUGCUUACCAAGACCACGAUAAUUCCUUCCCCAAAGCCCAGCAGCCCCCCAGCCCCGUGCAGCCCCAGCCUGCCUCCCACCGCCCAGCUGCCCGCAAUGCCCGCCAGCGGCCCCGGGGACACCAGCGGCUCCGCUCUGGAGCGGGAGGAGGAGCGCAAGGAGGGAGAGGAGCAGGAGGAGGCUCGUGCCAAGGAGGAGCGGCAGGAGCCCAGCACAACUGCCCGGAAGGUGGGGCGGCCUGGAAGGAAGCGCAAGCACCCCCCGGUGGAAAGCAGUGACACACCGAAGGACCCUGCCUUGACCUCCAAGUCCCUGUCCAUGGCCCAAGACUCGGGCCCCUCAGAGCUGUUACCCAACGGGGACUUGGAGAAGCGGAGUGAGCCCCAGCCAGAGGAGGGGAGCCCCGCUGGAGGGCAGAAGGGCGGGGCCCCAGCAGAGGGAGAGGGUGCCACUGAGACCCCGCCCGAAGCCUCCAGAGCUGUAGAGAAUGGCUGCUGCACCCCCAAGGAUGGCCGGGGAGCCCCUGCAGAAGAGGGCAAAGAACAGAAGGAGACCAACAUCGAAUCCAUGAAAAUGGAGGGCUCCCGGGGCCGGCUGCGGGGUGGCCUGGGCUGGGAGUCCAGCCUCCGCCAGCGGCCCAUGCCGCGGCUCACCUUCCAGGCGGGGGACCCCUACUACAUCAGCAAGCGCAAGCGGGACGAGUGGCUGGCACGCUGGAAAAGGGAGGCUGAGAAGAAAGCCAAGGUGAUCGCAGUAAUGAAUGCUGUUGAAGAAAACCAGGGGUCCACCGAGUCUCAGAAGGUGGAGGAGGCCAGUCCUCCCGCUGUGCAGCAGCCCACCGACCCUGCGUCCCCCACAGUGGCCACCACGCCUGAGCCCGUGGGCGCCGAUGCCGGGGACAAGAACGCCACCAAAGCAGCUGACGAUGAACCGGAGUACGAGGACGGCCGGGGCUUUGGCAUUGGGGAGCUGGUGUGGGGGAAACUGCGGGGCUUCUCCUGGUGGCCAGGCCGCAUUGUGUCUUGGUGGAUGACGGGCCGGAGCCGAGCAGCGGAAGGCACUCGUUGGGUCAUGUGGUUCGGCGACGGCAAGUUCUCAGUGGUGUGCGUGGAGAAGCUGAUGCCGCUGAGCUCCUUCUGCAGUGCUUUCCACCAGGCCACCUACAACAAGCAGCCCAUGUACCGCAAGGCCAUCUAUGAGGUCCUGCAGGUGGCCAGCAGCCGAGCGGGGAAGCUGUUUCCAAUGUGCCAUGACAGCGACGAGAGCGACACUGCCAAGGCCGUGGAGGUGCAAAACAAACAGAUGAUCGAGUGGGCCCUGGGAGGGUUCCAGCCCUCUGGCCCCAAGGGCCUGGAGCCCCCAGAAGAGGAGAAGAACCCCUACAAAGAAGUUUACACAGACAUGUGGGUUGAACCCGAGGCAGCUGCCUAUGCGCCGCCCCCACCAGCCAAAAAGCCCCGAAAGAGCACAACGGAGAAGCCUAAGGUCAAGGAGAUCAUUGAUGAGCGCACAAGAGAGCGGCUGGUGUACGAGGUACGGCAGAAGUGCCGGAACAUCGAGGACAUCUGCAUCUCUUGUGGGAGCCUCAACGUCACCUUGGAACACCCUCUCUUCAUCGGAGGAAUGUGCCAAAACUGCAAGAACUGCUUCCUGGAAUGCGCGUACCAGUACGAUGACGACGGCUAUCAGUCCUACUGCACCAUCUGCUGCGGGGGGCGUGAGGUGCUCAUGUGUGGGAACAACAAUUGCUGCAGGUGCUUUUGCGUGGAGUGUGUGGAUCUCUUGGUGGGGCCAGGGGCUGCGCAGGCAGCCAUCAAGGAAGACCCCUGGAACUGCUACAUGUGCGGGCACAAGGGUACCUACGGGCUGCUGCGGCGGCGGGACGACUGGCCGUCUCGGCUCCAGAUGUUCUUCGCCAACAACCAUGACCAGGAAUUCGACCCUCCGAAGGUUUACCCACCUGUCCCAGCCGAGAAGAGGAAGCCCAUCCGGGUGCUGUCUCUAUUUGAUGGAAUCGCUACAGGGCUUCUGGUGCUGAAGGACUUGGGCAUUCAGGUGGACCGCUACAUCGCCUCCGAGGUGUGUGAGGACUCCAUCACGGUGGGCAUGGUGCGGCACCAGGGGAAGAUCAUGUACGUCGGGGACGUCCGCAGCGUUACACAGAAGCAUAUCCAGGAGUGGGGCCCGUUCGAUCUGGUGAUUGGGGGCAGUCCCUGCAAUGAUCUCUCCAUCGUCAAUCCUGCCCGCAAGGGACUCUACGAGGGCACUGGCCGGCUCUUCUUUGAGUUCUACCGCCUCCUGCAUGAUGCGCGGCCCAAGGAGGGAGAUGACCGCCCCUUCUUCUGGCUCUUUGAGAAUGUGGUGGCCAUGGGCGUUAGUGACAAGAGGGACAUCUCGCGAUUUCUCGAGUCCAACCCUGUGAUGAUUGAUGCCAAAGAAGUGUCAGCUGCGCACAGGGCCCGCUACUUCUGGGGGAACCUUCCUGGUAUGAACAGGCCAUUGGCAUCCACUGUGAAUGAUAAGCUGGAGCUGCAGGAGUGUCUGGAGCACGGCCGAAUAGCCAAGUUCAGCAAAGUGAGGACCAUUACUACUAGGUCGAACUCCAUAAAGCAGGGCAAAGACCAGCAUUUCCCCGUCUUCAUGAAUGAGAAAGAGGACAUCUUAUGGUGCACUGAAAUGGAAAGGGUGUUUGGCUUCCCUGUCCACUAUACCGACGUCUCCAACAUGAGCCGCUUGGCGAGGCAGAGACUGCUGGGCCGGUCGUGGAGCGUGCCGGUCAUCCGCCACCUCUUCGCUCCACUGAAGGAAUAUUUUGCUUCCUGAUCAGAUAGGAGCACAAGCAGGGGACAGAAAACAGACACUCAGGAGGCAGAGGCCCCUCCCAGCCACUGAGCUGUCUUGCCAGCACCAUUCCUGGUCAUGCAGAUCACAACCCAACUAGCAGCAGAGAGACGAGAACACCACACAAGACCCUUUUAUACAGUAUUCAGGUGCCUACCACACAGGAAACCUUGAAGAAAAUCAGUUUCUAGAAGCCGCUGUUACCUCUUGUUUACAGUUUAUAUAUAUAUGAUAGAAAUGAGAUAUAUAUAUAAAAGGUACUGUUAACUACUGUACAACCCGACUUCAUAAUGGUGCUUUACAACAGCGAGAUGAGUAAAAACAUCAGCUUCCACGUUGCCUUAUGUGCAAAGGGUUUUAACCAAGGAUGGAGAAAGGGAGACAGCUUGGAGGUGAAUCGUUUCCGUGGUGGGGUGUUUGAUUUCCCCUUGGUGUUUAACAAGGUGUGAAGGAGAAUUUGGGAACAGCGUUCUCCCGCUUCUCCCUGCCAAAAAAGGGGGGUGAGAUUCGGUGGUUGGGACCGUGGAAAGCUGAGAGUGGGAUCCAUCCAGGCUCACGCAAUAACCUUUUGAUUUUUUUCGAAAAGGAGACUCCCUCGGCAAGAUGGCAGGAUGAGGGGUCUUCAUUCCCAAUUUCUCACAUUAGCCGAUUUGAGGGCUCCUUGCGGUGGGAUCAGAAAAAAAAUCCAGAGU
This is a messenger RNA of Budorcas taxicolor (takin), 3707 nucleotides long. RefSeq names its product DNA methyltransferase 3 alpha (gene DNMT3A). Gene Ontology annotation, molecular function: DNA (cytosine-5-)-methyltransferase activity. NCBI's taxonomy places the organism in Eukaryota, Metazoa, Chordata, Mammalia, Artiodactyla, Bovidae. Gene Ontology annotation, cellular component: cytoplasm; nucleus. The record is from RefSeq and is a predicted model, not a curated record. Gene Ontology annotation, biological process: negative regulation of DNA-templated transcription. The transcript has 24 exons. Bases 271 to 2997 code for a protein of 908 amino acids.